Molecule: messenger RNA, 1201 nt
Organism: Haliotis rubra (blacklip abalone)
Lineage: Eukaryota; Metazoa; Mollusca; Gastropoda; Lepetellida; Haliotidae
Product: sodium- and chloride-dependent glycine transporter 1-like
Exons: 6
Coding region: 333-716 (127 amino acids)
Biological process (GO): sodium ion transmembrane transport
Cellular component (GO): membrane
Molecular function (GO): L-amino acid transmembrane transporter activity
Source: RefSeq, a predicted model, not a curated record
GACAGGUCAAGCUGAGUCAGUCCAGUCUCCAGAUCAACGUUCUGGGAAACUGUCAGCCCACCAGUACUGGAGUCUAUACGGAUAGACUGCCUCAUACUGGCCUCAGUAUCAGAGGGAACCAGCAUCUUUUCUGGCCUGGUCACAUUUGCUGUUCUCGGGGUGAUGGCACAGAAAAUGGGUGUUCCCAUUGCAAAGGUAGUUUCAUCAGGUCCAGGUUUAGGAUUUGUAACCUAUCCAGAAUCUCUGGCAAAACUUCCGCUUCCUCAGCUGUGGUCAUUCCUGUUCUUCCUGAUGCUGCUAAUGGUUGGUUUGGAUUCGCAGGGGCAAAACAAAUGAGCAGGGACGAUGAGAUGAUGACUGGCAAAGCACUAUCGUCACCAGUAAAGAUCCUCUUGGCCUUUGUGACACCGGCAAUCUUGAUGACAGUUUUCAUCCUGACACUAAACAACUACCAGCCACCGACCUACGGCAACUACGAGUUUCCCAGCUACGCCAGUACAAUAGGCUGGUGUGUGGCCGUCAUCUCCACCCUCCCUCUCCCGGUCUACAUGGUACUGGGUGUCAAGAAACACAUGGCAAUCCAUUCUCUAAAGAAGAGUAUAAAGCUGGCCUUGAGGCCUGCUAAGGACUGGGGUCCAGCAAAUGCCACAUACACGAUGAAUCAGCGCACAGAAAUACCUUCGCUCAAGGAUAACGUCAUGGACAUGUUUAAAUAAUUAGACCUGAACUUACCUAAACAGUGUAAUAGUUCACUGAAUGAUGACAUACCAAGGGCGUGCGUGCGUGUGCGUGCGUGUGCGCGGCGUGCGCGGGCGUGCGUAACCUGACAUUGCAUCGUUUUGACGGUAUUCCUGAACCAUAGAUACUUAUUGAUAUAUUUUGAUGGAGGUAAUGAUAAAAAUUGCAUUAAACAGCCAUGAAGGCAUAACUGUCAGUUAUAUUUGUGCGUGUAUGUGUUAUAAUGAAUAUGUUCGUACGUGUUAAAUACCAUGUGAUAAGGUGAUUAUGAUUAUGAAUCAGAACGUAUAACGUGAUUGAUGUUGAAUUCAUAGUGCAAUUCAUAGUCCUAACGUGACUAUUCCAUUAUUCCAUUACACUGAUUUUAUGUGCGCUUUCCGCCAUAAUGCGUAUUUCACACACGGAAAAUCAGAGCACCGACCAAGCUUAUUGCAACGUAUCGAUUAACAAGUUGAAAAUAAAA